This is a messenger RNA of Spinacia oleracea (spinach), 1615 nucleotides long. Its product is annotated as chromophore lyase CRL, chloroplastic. The transcript is spliced from 9 exons. The coding region runs from base 278 to 1078 and encodes 266 amino acids. Gene Ontology annotation, molecular function: lyase activity. Gene Ontology annotation, biological process: protein-phycocyanobilin linkage. NCBI's taxonomy places the organism in Eukaryota, Viridiplantae, Streptophyta, Magnoliopsida, Caryophyllales, Amaranthaceae. The record is from RefSeq and is a predicted model, not a curated record.
ACCACUUCCGUGUUGCAGUCAGAACUCAUUUCCCGUCACUUUGUAUCAAAAUUUGAACCACUGAAUAUCUUCUCCUCUCCAAAUUCAUACUCAACCUCCCUUUCCAUUUCCACCCUCAGAUCACCCUGCAAAUCCUCUCCUUUUCUCUCUCCUCACCAUUUUUGUCACCAAUUUUCUUGAAUUGAAGUUUCCCCAAAACAAAAACAAAACUUGAAAUUAUGCCCAUUAUCCCAUAAUUAUGCCAGAAUCGUAUAAAAAUUACUAAGAAAUAAAAGUAAUGGGUGAAGGAGAUGCAGAAUCAACAAAUGGAGGGUGGAGCAAAGCUAGUGGUUGGUUGAUUAAAACACUUGUUGUGGUGGGCGGCGCGCUUUUCGUCCGCCGUCUCACUAAAUCCACCACCCGCCGCGACCAUGCUCGUUUCGUCUCUCAUUCUCUCUCCGGCGAAAAGAAUUCAAAGGAACAAGCUGCGAGAGACCCUGAACAUUUUUUCAAUUUGAGAAUGGUUGCCUGUCCAGCUGCAGAAAUGGUGGAUGGCUCAAAAGUUCUGUACUUCGAGCAGGCAUUCUGGAGAACUCCUCAGAAGCCCUUUCGCCAGAGGUUAUAUAUGGUGAAACCUUGUCCCAAGGAGAUGAAAUGUGAUGUUGAGUUGAGUACGUAUGCCAUUAGAGACAUGGAGGAGUAUAAAAACUUUUGUGACCGGCCAAAGAAUCAACGUCCACUUCCUGAAGAAGUUAUUCGGGAUAUUGCAGAACAUUUGACAACUAUUCAUCUCAAACGAUGUGAUCGUGGAAAACGCUGCUUAUAUGAAGGGAAAACGCCACCAGAGGGAUUUCCAAAUACCUGGAACAAUGCAGCGUACUGUACAUCAGAGCUAUCAGUCUUGAAGAACAAUGAGAUAAACAUGUGGGAUAGAGGUUAUGAUGAUGAUGGAAAUCAUGUUUGGGGAGUCAAAGAAGGUCCUUAUGAAUUCAAGCCUGCGUCAACGUCCAGUUUUAACGACAUGUACUCGUCGGUGAAUUUGUUGUCCCCGUUAUCCUUGGACAAAAGGAUAGAGGGCUCAUUUGUUCUACAGGAGUAAUUACAAGCUAGCUGUACGUGCAUUAUGUAAAUCUUUUUGCCAUUUACAGUAUAGCAAAGAAAUAAAUGUUGUUAUUUGGGAAAAUAUCUCCAGUAUGUAUAAGUACAAUUGCUGGAUGAUAGAUUUUACUGCAGCACUUGAAGUCUUGAGACUUGAAUGAUAAAUACCUAGAACUUGUGUUUCAAUACACUUGCUGCCAAACACGAAAAUAAUUCACGUGAAGAAGGUACUUGUGGACAUGGUCUGCUCUUCUUGGUUGGUGCCUUGGUGGUAUUGUUAUGGAUCAAUAUUAUGGAGAGCAGCACUUUUAGGUAGUAUCUUUAUAAGUUAGUUGGGAAUAAGUUAGAAACCAGUUAGGGAAGAAGUGCUAUAUAUAGAGCACAUUAGAGAGAGGGAAAUCAUGUUGAAUAUUGUGAAAAGUGAUUUGUAAUAGUUGAUUGAGAGAGUGCUAUUCCUCUUGAAAGAUUGGCUAGGUUGUAAUCGGCGGUUUCCACCGUAAUACUCAUCAAUACAAUCAUAUCAUUUUUUUUGCUCUUC